Messenger RNA from Doryrhamphus excisus (bluestripe pipefish), 2016 nucleotides. The record is from RefSeq and is a predicted model, not a curated record. NCBI's taxonomy places the organism in Eukaryota, Metazoa, Chordata, Actinopteri, Syngnathiformes, Syngnathidae.
CUAGCCAUGUUUAGCCAUGUUUAGCCAUGUUUCCCAAAGGACUACAAUCUAUCUGUGGUGCCUGGCUUUUAGGCGAGUUCAUCAUCUAAUUGAAUGAAUGGGAGCAAUUAAACAUGGAAAGCUCAAACGCUAUCCCUUCUUUGAGUUUUAUUACGUCACGCCCAAGGCUGAUGUGAGGCCAUGUCUACAUGGAUCUUCAUAAAAUAUGGAUUUAUCACCUCUGGUCCACAUCCAAUGUAGGUUAUUGUCCGUACAAACUCAGAGUUUGGAAUACGUGGAAGUAAGUUUUCCAAACUCUGUCUUGCUGUUUGUGUGGUAGUGACUUCUUUUUGUGGGAAUACUAUGGAAUACUAUGGAAUACUAUGGAAUACUAUGGUGUGGAAUGUGGAGUGCUGUAGAGGAGAAAAGAUUUGAAGCAGGUUGUAUUGAACCAAAUCUAGAAUGAGCAGUUUGGGCCGGAAGGCUUGCAUGGCUACGGUAUCAUCAGGGCAUGACCUGGUACCUGGUGGUACAUCUGGUGGUACAUCACGUGUGGUUCUGUGCCGACAGCGUUGGAAAGACCUCCCUGAUGAACCAGUACGUGAACAAGAAGUUCAGUAACCAGUACAAAGCUACAAUAGGUGCAGACUUCCUGACUAAGGAGGUGAUGGUGGACGACAGGCUUGUUACCAUGCAGAUCUGGGACACGGCGGGCCAGGAGCGGUUCCAGUCCCUGGGUGUGGCCUUCUACCGCGGAGCAGACUGCUGUGUGCUGGUGUUUGACGUGACCGCGCCCAACACCUUCAAGACGCUGGACAGCUGGAGGGACGAGUUCCUCAUCCAGGCCAGCCCUCGAGACCCGGAGAACUUCCCCUUUGUGGUGCUCGGCAACAAGAUCGACCUGGAGAACAGACAGGUGACCACCAAAAGGGCUCAGGCUUGGUGUCAGAGUAAGAACAACAUUCCCUACUUUGAGACCAGCGCCAAGGAAGCCAUAAACGUGGAGCAGGCAUUCCAGACUAUUGCACGCAACGCCCUCAAACAGGAGACGGAGGUGGAGCUCUACAACGAAUUCCCGGAGCCCAUCAAACUGGAUAGGAACGACAGAGCCAAGCCUUCGGCGGAGAGCUGCAGCUGCUGAGGGACAAUUGGGACCAUCUCUCUCCCUCUCUCUCUCUCUCUCCCUCUCUCUCUCUCUCUCGCUCUCUCUCUCGUCCCUCGGCCCAUCCGUCACCUGCACCUCGCUCCCAGGGAACCCCCCUUCCCUGCCAGUCUUCCUGCUUCAUUUCACCCAUCAUGCAACACUCCCCCUCACUACUCUGGUAAGAAAAAGAAAAGAAAGAGUGACGACACCAGAGUCCAAACAUCACACGAGGAGAUCAGCGCCCCCGCUCUGAUCCCUCAGCAGUGAGACCUCCACUUGUUGGACCCCAAUUGGGAACUCUUAACUGGGGGGUUGGUGCUUUGUAACGUCAGCCUAUUAGCUCUUUCUCUUCCGUCAUCACGCAUAUAAAAAAGUAUACAUAUAUAUAGAAAUGACAGAUAUAUUUUCAUUGGCAAGCCAAUCUAAAACCUUUUUGUUUUUGCACUUUGUCAUGUGUUUGCCUUUCUAAGUUGUAAACGUAGAGGGAUGACAUCUGUAUACGCUAUAUAUAUCCAAGGAUAUCCCAGAAAAACAAUCCGUCUCCUCACUUCCACAUGGAUCGUACGAGCACCCGCACUCCAGGCCUUCAACUGCCUGAUGCUCCAUCUUCCAACGUCACGUCUUCAUCGCUUCUCUCACUGUCUGCUUGUAGCUCAGGUUGGCUAAAGUGGUUCUGAUUUUUAACGGCUUGUGUAUUACGGUGUUUAGAUGGUCCACAAACACAACAACAAACACAACAACAAACACGGGUUGAUGGCUCGAAUGGAAAUGGAUGUUAUCUCUUUCCAUUCCGACAAAUAUUCCCUGAUAUUAUUCAAAAGCCAGAAUCACUGCAACGCCAAUAAUGUUGUCAAUGGAAAUUUGAACAGCUAAUAAUAAAACUCUUCAAUUGA